This is a messenger RNA of Spirodela intermedia, 3736 nucleotides long. Lineage: Eukaryota; Viridiplantae; Streptophyta; Magnoliopsida; Alismatales; Araceae. The record is from the annotation of a GenBank genome assembly.
AUGGCAGAAGGGUACUGGGUGUACAGCGAUGGGCGGACGCAGGCGGGACAGCUCGCGCCCGCCCAAGCUGCCGCCCCUGUCAAGCGUCCCCGGCCCGACUACCCCGGUAAGUUCUCUUUCAUUCGUGUUGCCUCUGGGGCUGAUUCGACGGCUUAUGUGGAUUCUGUUACGCCUCUGGUUCCGCACCUUCGUCGUGCUAGGGUUUCAAUCUGCAAUUUGUCGGGCGCGUGGUUCCCUUCUGUGGGAAUUUGGCAGCAGUAUGAUGUCUUAUUGAAACGUAAAAUUAGAUGGCCCGGAGCAAGUUUUGAGAAUUCUUGUUUCAAUCAACCAGAACUCUCAUUGGGAAAAAUGAACAAGAUAAAUCAUAAUAUGACUUCAGGGGGUUUUACGUGGCAUAUUGAAACGUAAAAUUAGAUGGCCCGGAGCAAGUUUUGAGAAUUAUUGUUUCAAUCAACUAGAACUCUCAUUGGAAAAAAAGAAGAAAAAUCUUAAUAUGACUUCAGGGGUUUUUACGUGUAAGUUUGAGUAAAAUGUAGACAAGGCUUACACGCGUCUCCCAUGGAACUACCUAUUAGGAAAUUAUUGUGGUGAAAAUAAGUUUGCAAUGGUGAACCGUAACAAUCUCUGUUUGCCGUACUCCUAAAUGGUUCGAUAAUUCCGGCCACAGCUUGUAGUCGGCGCUGGUUUUGUUUAAUUCUUAACUUAGAAAGAGGAUCUAGCGUGUGAGUUUCUUAGUUGGGUUGUAAUUUGUGUCAUUGGUUUUUCUUAAAUUUAGAUUGGUGUGGAUUUCACAAAAUUAAUACUUCUAUUAGAGAAGGUGCUUCUCGUAUUGAUGUUUCUAUUGGCCAAUUUGCCUUGUGGGUGUACUUCUAUAUUUUUGUUUCUGAUUUCUCGAUAUUAGUUAGUUUUUUGAAGAUAUCGUUUUAUUAAGGUUUAGCAUCCCUGAAAAGUUCUACCAAGUUAAUUUUUACCCUUCUAAUAUUUAAUAAAGUAUUUUUUAAAAUGUUUGACUAGAAUAGUGACAGUUCAUUAUUCUCCAGUUUCCAGAUAUAUAGUUUAUAAAAAAAGUAUAAUGGAGAGUUCUUUUUAGUACUUGGUUAUUGUUUAGUCAAUUAACAGUGAAGUGAUGGUACCACGGUAUAUAUUCAUGGGGCAAGUUGAUUUUUGUACCAUGGUGUGCGUUCAUAGGCGUGAGAGAUGCUUUUACCAUAGUAUGACUCAAAAUCAAGAUGUCCACAGACUUUUGAGUUCACAAUCAAAGAGUUCUAUCAGGUAAAUCUAGCUUGACCAUUUCAGGGCAAUGACAGCCAUGAUUCAAUUUUUUCCAGAUACUUAACUGAACAUUUUGAUUUAAGUGUCUGAUAAGAUGCAAGCAUGUUAUUCCAUUAGUAUUUUUUAAGGGUUUAUAGAAACGAGGCAAAGUUUAUGUACUAUUCUGUGCAUGUUUUCUUAUGGUUUCGAACUCAAGAUUUUUUAUAAAAUUUUUAUACGCCAGAAGUUUAAGAGGGUGACAAUAUGUUGGUUUCGUGAUCUACAUUCUUCGUUAAUCCAGAUCAAUGAUUCAUGGAUUCCUGUAUACCGCUUCAGAAAAUAUAGUUACUGUGCCAAGUAUUGCUAGAAUUUCCAGUUUUAUCAGUGAAUCGUCAUUAGACAUCUUUCGGCUCCUCUCAGGGCACAUUUUUUUGGUAUGUUUAGUUUUCGAUUUUAUAUUUUGAAACAAUGUAGUUUUUGUGUUUUUUUUUUUGUCUGCUAAAAUGUUUUGCUGACUGACGCUACUUUCAUUUUGAAGAUAUGGCUGGUGGACCAGAAUAUGGUGGUUAUUUGCCCCGUGAGGAAGAAAGGGUUGGACAACAAGUAAUCAGAGAUACUGAAUCUAUUUCAGCAUCAUAUGAUCGCUACCUGCGCAAUGGGGUAAUUAAUGUGGCAUGCUAGCGGUUUGAUUAUUUUAUGCUGCUGGAAGCUACCUAACAUUAUUUGGUGGAAUUAUUUUUUUCAGCAAGUUUCUUCUUUUGGUGGUGGAGAACCAGGGCGACCGGUGAGUGGAGGAAUGCCUGCUCACCAUGUCGAGGAUCCACGUCUAAUGAAUGUUGGGACUGUGGAUAGCCGUAGCAUGGGGUAUAAUGUUGGUAGACCUGAAAUGUCUUUACCUCCGGAUGCAUCCAACACUCUUUUUGUGGAAGGCCUCCCUGCAAACUGUACUCGCAGAGAAGUUUCUCGUAUCCUUGGAUAGUCUUUACUCCGUAUUGUCUGUGAAUGUUUUUUUUUUUUAAAGUCAGAUCUAUUUUCCAUAGAUUCUCCUUAGCUUGGACCUGUAGAUGUUUUCCGUCCUUUUGUGGGAUUUCGGGAGGUUCGACUUGUGACCAAGGAAUCCAGACACGUAAGAUGUGCUCAUUUCGUUUUCAAUAUACUUGCCAUGUAUUCCUGGCUCCGUGUUGAUUAAUCGCUUAACCUGUUCCCAUUUGUUGCAGCCUGGUGGUGAUCCACUUGUUUUAUGUUUUGCUGACUUCUCUACUCCUGGCCAGGCAGCAAUUGCUCUUGAUGCCCUACAAGGUGAAAAGAUCAUGCUUGUUUGUCCUUUUCGUUUUUGUACGAAAUUUCUUCAUAUGCAACUAGGUGCCAUAUUUGAUGCUUUUAUUGAUAUUUUACUGUCACAACAAAAAGGAACAGAAUGUCUCCUAAUGUUUUCCCUUUCCAUUUAGUUUGGUUUCAAUUUUAAUAUUGUGGGUCUCGCCUAUUUAUAAUUAUAGUAUCCAUUAUCAUGUACCUGUCAGUGUUCUAUGCCGAUGGCUUUGUCGAUACUGCUCUUUGCUCCUAUAUUGCGAUGUGUUUUGAAUCAAAUUAGGCUGUUACCGGGGCACGUCUUAUUGUGCAUCUGUGAUCUAUGGCUUCGUUUAAGGAGCUGUUUACGUAGCAGAAUUCUACUGCAUAACAACUUGACGGUCUCUAGUUAUGUUAUGGCAAUGUGGUCUUAGUUUGAUUGAAAUUUCUCUUACCGUCUGUCUUCUUAAAUAAUAAUUUAUUCUUCAGAAAUUCGAUGCUGAUGCUUUGUUGUCACAAGUGACGACAGAUGAGGAAUGGCUGCAAGCUAAUAAACUGGGUUACCAUUGAAGCAGUGAUAUUGGCAAAAAGUGAAAUAAAAGAUAGAGUGGUAGAUUUAUUCUGUGCGCCCACUUUUAUCUCAGUCCUGUAGCCUGGACGGUGUGGAACUUAAAUAAACUAUUCAAUCUUUGAUUUAUUUGUGCAAUUUGGAGAGCAUUGACGGUGCUUACUUGCACUUUUUUCCUCUUCAGAUUGUGCUAAGAAACUUAGCAAAUCUGUCUUACGUUUCCUGAAAAUUUAUUGGAACUAUAAAGAAGUCUUAUUCCGUAUUGAAUUCACUUUGGUAUUCGGGAGUGCCCAUGAAUUACACUUUUUCUCAUUCCUGCAUUCUUUAAGGAUAGAUAAUUUCUAUUUAAAACGGAUGAAGUGGGUACGUGAGUGGUGAUUUAGUGGUCCAAAGCUUUGAGAAAAGCCAAAUGUGAGGGUCACUGACGUCUGUUAGAUCGGCCUGUAUGUGAGCUCGCUUCAUGUACCGGAUGUUCCAGAGUAGGGUGCCCUGUUGCGUAUCAUCGAGUAGUUACGAUUCGAUUUUGCAGGUUAUAAGUUUGACGAGCACGAUCGAGACUCAGCCAACUUAAGGCUCCAAUUCGCACGUUUUCCUGGUCCGAGGUCAGGUGGGCCUCGUGGCAGGCGUUGA